GUACUUUUGCCCAUUUUGUGUAAACGUAAAUAAAAAUAAAGCAGUCAAAUUCUGAACUAGUACCAUUGAGAAGUAUAGCUGAGGAGAGUGCUGUUGAUUAGGAUAUUUUUUUGAUGAUAUGGGCUUCCACGGCUCUUUAUCCUACCAAUAGUGAUGUAGUGGACCUAACAGCUGAUAACUUUGAUAGAUUAGUUCUGAAUAGUAAUAAAGUUUGGAUCGUGCAGUUUUUCGCACCAUCGUGUAUACAUUGCAUAAAUCUGGAACCCGAGUAUUCAAAAGCAGCUACAGCCCUUAAAGGAGUGGUGGAAGUUGGAGCAGUAAAUGCUAAAGAGUAUAAAUCCCUAAGUAACCAAUAUGAUGUGCGAGGAUUUCCAACAAUAAAAAUUUUUGGUACGAACAAAUCGGCACCACAAAACUUUACUGGCCUAAAAACUGCUCAGGGAAUUGUAGAGUCAGCUUUUUCAGCAGCAAAGGAACAUGCUUUGAGCGAACUAGCUUUGGGUGUUAAACCUAGUUUGGUGGAAACUGAACCAAUGCCAACUAUGUGUCCUGAACCAUCUGUACAUCUCAUGAACACUCAAAAAUACAAAUAUCCUCUCGCACCAUUCGGGAUGUUACCGCUGAUCAAUAGAUAUGAGUUCAGCACAGAAGCUUUCGAAAAAUUAGUUGAUGAUACUCAUCUGUCUUUAUCUGAUAACAAAGAACCUAAUCUUCAUAAUACAGAUUUAAUUGACAUACCCCCAUAUGAGGAAUUAGCGGACAAUUUGAAUAUGGAACCUUAUAUAAAAUUGUCAAAGCGUGAUCUGACCAACCAGAAAAAACUUAAAGAACUACUGUCUGAUAAGUCUAACAAACAAUUAAUAGUUAGCCCAUAUAACGAAUCACAUAUUGGCUUUUACGAAUAUCCUAAAUUUUCAGAACCUUAG
This is a messenger RNA of Ctenocephalides felis (cat flea), 926 nucleotides long. RefSeq names its product protein disulfide-isomerase MPD1-like. The record is from RefSeq and is a predicted model, not a curated record. The coding region runs from base 114 to 926 and encodes 270 amino acids. Gene Ontology annotation, cellular component: endoplasmic reticulum lumen. The transcript has 3 exons. Gene Ontology annotation, molecular function: protein-disulfide reductase activity; protein disulfide isomerase activity. Gene Ontology annotation, biological process: response to endoplasmic reticulum stress. Lineage: Eukaryota; Metazoa; Arthropoda; Insecta; Siphonaptera; Pulicidae.